Nothoprocta perdicaria is the source of this 2623-nucleotide messenger RNA. It is a transcript of the gene KCTD15, whose product is annotated as potassium channel tetramerization domain containing 15. Gene Ontology annotation, biological process: protein homooligomerization. The transcript has 4 exons. Bases 13 to 783 code for a protein of 256 amino acids. The record is from RefSeq and is a predicted model, not a curated record. Lineage: Eukaryota; Metazoa; Chordata; Aves; Tinamiformes; Tinamidae. Gene Ontology annotation, molecular function: protein binding.
GAGGGAAGAAGCAUGUCCCGUCUGUCUCUAACACGGUCCCCAGUUUCUCCUCUGGCUGCUCAAGGAAUUCCUCUCCCGGCGCAGCUCACCAAGUCGAAUGCCCCCGUGCACAUCGACGUAGGAGGACACAUGUACACCAGCAGCCUGGCCACCCUGACCAAGUAUCCGGAUUCCAGAAUAAGUCGUCUGUUUAAUGGCACAGAGCCUAUUGUCUUGGACAGUUUAAAACAACAUUAUUUCAUUGAUCGAGACGGUGAAAUUUUCAGAUAUAUAUUAAGCUUCCUAAGGACAUCUAAACUACUGCUCCCAGAUGAUUUUAAGGACUUUAAUCUUUUAUAUGAAGAAGCAAAGUAUUACCAGCUGCAGCCAAUGAUUAAGGAACUCGAGCGAUGGAAACAAGAGAAAGAACAAAGGAAACAUUUCCAGCCUUGUGACUGCUUGGUCGUUAGAGUGACUCCAGAUCUGGGGGAAAGAAUUGCAUUGAGUGGGGAGAAGGCUUUAAUAGAAGAGAUCUUCCCGGAGACGGGGGACGUCAUGUGCAACUCCGUAAACGCCGGUUGGAACCAAGACCCUACCCACGUUAUUAGGUUUCCUUUGAACGGAUACUGCCGGUUGAACUCAGUGCAGGUGCUUGAAAGAUUAUUUCAGAAGGGGUUUAACGUGGCAGCCUCCUGUGGUGGCGGGGUGGAUUCCUCCCAGUUCAGCGAGUACGUGCUGUGUCGCGAGGACAGACGGCCACAGCCUACUCCAACGAUCAGAAUAAAACAGGAGCCCCUGGACUAGAACCCACCCUCACUCCUUUGUAACCGUAGAAGUGUUUAAUAGCCCCUUAUGUGAAACACUAAGGAUUUGCAAAACAGUAUUAGCAAACAGAUUUUGACUUUAUGUUGCCAAUUAGUGGUAUUCUGAAACUACCUGUCACAUAGCCAGCCAUGAAAUGCAUUCGGGAAACCCGGUGUCCCUUUCUCACGAUGGAAGUGCCGGGCGCGCUCGGCGCGCCGGGCUCUGUGGGAACGUGCUGGCAGCUCCACAGCUGCGGUGGUGGCAAAGGAGAAGCUCCAGCGCAGUCCUGACCCGAGCCGGGACUUCUGCAGAAAGACCAAUUAAAGCAAUUUGAAUUUAGCAGGAGGAGAACCGAAUCUGACAGCGUUUCCAGUGACAGCCGCCCCCACAGCCACUGCCGACGGCAGGAAGCGGAGGCCACCCCAAGGAAGAGGAGACACUAAAAACUGCACCGAGAAUCCUCCCUGACCGCACACCCUUCCUAGCAGAUGUGCUUUGCACCUCCACACGUUGCAUCACACUUCUGUGAUUGUACUCACGCUAGCAAAUGGCUUAUUUUUAUACAACAUUUCCAGCUGAAAUCUCUAUGGACAGAAUCCAGAAUCAGAAAAGGACCGAUUUAUAGUCAACUGGUGCUCAGUACUUUAAAACAAACAAACAAAAAGCAACAAAAAUUUUGACAAGGUCAAUGAUGGCCAGUAUUUGCAACAGUAGGGAUCUGGAAGCACAAAAUAAAAUGCCAUCUACCAUCAUCCAGUGGCCACAUGCCUCACAUGGAGCUGUAGUUCUCUUAAAGCCAGUCUUCUUUUGACUCAGAAAUUGUCAGUUUUGCAUCAUCUAAGAAGCGUGGUUCUGCUAAGCUCUGCUACCCCUUGUUACUCAUGGCCCAUGCUUAGGAGGAARCGUUAAGAAUUUUGGACAACCCAACUCUUUAUAGGUCUGGAUUUUUUUACAAAAGGCCGUUAAAACCCUCCCCCUUCCCUUGUCUGAUGAAAGCAGGCCACGUUUUUGUUUAGAUUGUUUUUCCUCUAUUAUUUUAUAAACUAGCAUUAAAAUCCUGAUUCUGUAGCUGCCCUCUUCCUGUGUAAUUUUCUCUUUAAAGAAGCCUGAUGUCUGCAGGAGGUUACUGUUCCUUCCAUGAAUCAGUAUCGACUCUUCCGACUCGCAGGGCUUCCUAACUCAGGAGACAGCACCACGUUUGCAGGUGCAAGGUUAUAAAUAGCAUUCUGCCAAGUCCUGUUUGUUGCUGUUUAGCAUGAUUGGGUCCUCAAUAACUAAUUCAUAUGUUAAUCACAAUUUUGUUUCUCCCACAUUAAUUUAUAGAAUACUGUUGUAGAUGCUGAAUUUUAAUUAAACUCUUUUUUAGAUGCAUAAAUAUGGCCAUACAGAACAAGGGACAGAGUAUUAAAUGGUCAACAAUUCUUAAAUGCCGAAAUGAUUAUGAUUAGGCAAAAAUAACAAUCCAAGUGUUCUGAAGUGAUGAGCUGUACUGAGUGGCCAAGGUGCAGCCUGUGCAGAGGUCUCGUUUUUGGAGAAGUGCUGGAUACCUGCCCUGGAAAUUCCGACCUCUGCGGUUAGCUCAGCUUGGAUUCCCAAAUUCCAAAUCUCUCGUGAAAACGUUAGCCUAUGUGUAUUGGCCUGCUAAUUUAGCAGAACAGUUGAGCAAAUCUGUCUACUUUAAAAGAGUUGUAAAGUUAUUUUAUUUUGUGGUUUUAUACUUGUAUGACACUAAAGUUGCUAGGUAUUGCCAUAUUUGAAUAUAUGGCACAGCAUUCACCUUUGUAUGUAAGAUAUCUGUAGAAUUGUAUAUUAUACAUUUAAUAUUGUAAAGAACUUAACG